AUGAACGAAAUAAAAGUGUCGUACCUAAACUACCCCAUAUAUGGAAUAGGGUCAAAUGAUAAGUACGUGGUGACGUCGGGAGGAGGGGGGGGAAAGAGCUAUGGAAUAGAAGACCUGCUUGACAUCAACACAUUUAAUGAAAAGGAAAAGAAGUUACAGAUGCUGUGGUCGACGACGCAGCAAAGAGGUGUGGUCGAUUCAAUUGUCUACGAUAAUAAAUACGACAUAUGGUUAGGCUCCGUCAGGAACGAGUGUGUCAUUUUUCAAAUAAAUGAAGACACGGGUCCAAACAUCAUACACAGCUUCGUCACUGACUUCAGUCCGAAGCAUUCGAGACAGGUGGUCGUGAAGUUUUCCUCCACGAGUAAUUUUAUUUUAACGGGGGGUGAGGACAAAACGUUGAAGUUGUGGAAGCUCAAAAUUGUAGAAGCCAACCCCAAGGGCGGGGCCGCAGGGGAGGAAGCGGCGGGGGAAGCCGCAGGCGAAGCGGCAGCGUCGUCAUCGACAGAAGCUGCAGCAACAGGAGCGCCAGAAGGGGGAGAAGCAGCCGCAAAAGAAGUAGCAGUAAAAGAAGCAGAUGGAGCAGCGGCCGAAGCAGACGCGCCGGAGGGAAGUGUCCGCCUCGGGAAGAAGAAGAAUUUCUUCAUCGACACCUCCAGCAACAUAGUCGAGCAUGUUGGAGACUUCAGAGGACACGAAGAAUGCAUCAAGGACUGUGACAUAGCAGAGGACGAAAAAAUUAUAUGCACAUGUUCUUCAGACAAUUCACUUAAAAUAUGGAACACACAUACUUUUGUGAAUCUACACACGGAACAAAUGAAUAAUCCUAAACAGAAAGGGGAUAAGCUGAAUUUCCGGUGCUGUAAAUUUUUACGAAAUACAAAAAGGAAGGAAGAUUUUGUGUAUACCCUUUUAACGACUGCCUACACAACCAGAGGAAAUAGCUACCUCAUCACCUGGAGUGUCGUGUUCGACGAUAAAAAGGAUAAAUUUAGCUGCGUGAAGCAGAAGUUUAUUUGGUUAGACGACAGACCAUGCUGUAAUAUCGCCAUGAGUCUGAAUGAGAAAUUUCUUGCCUUAGGGUUCAGCACAGGGGCCCUAAAAAUUUAUAAUAAUAAAUAUUCCCUCUUAGCACAUUAUAAAAAACAUGAACUCCCCAUCACGGCUAUGUGCUUCAUCAAAAAUGAUACCUUCUUGCUUUCCGCUGGGGCAGACUAUAGUAUAAGUUGUCUUCAUAUCGACUCGUUUAGCUUUCGUUACUUGAGGAAGAUUUGGAAGCUCUUCUUCAUUCUAAUGAUAAUGCUUACGCUGUGCAUUAUUAUGCUCGAUUUUUUUAACGUCGGUUAUGACCUGCGCAUGAGGGACAUCAUUCAGAACAAAUCUGCAUUCGUGAAGACAAAGAAAAAGAGCCCCCAACCAACCCGCGCCCCCUCUCCCUCCUCAGAGGAGUUGUGA
Molecule: messenger RNA, 1455 nt
Organism: Plasmodium fragile
Lineage: Eukaryota; Apicomplexa; Aconoidasida; Haemosporida; Plasmodiidae
Exons: 1
Coding region: 1-1455 (484 amino acids)
Biological process (GO): protein secretion
Cellular component (GO): endoplasmic reticulum membrane
Molecular function (GO): protein binding; guanyl-nucleotide exchange factor activity; GTPase activator activity
Source: RefSeq, a predicted model, not a curated record